Molecule: messenger RNA, 1665 nt
Organism: Fonsecaea erecta
Lineage: Eukaryota; Fungi; Ascomycota; Eurotiomycetes; Chaetothyriales; Herpotrichiellaceae
Exons: 4
Coding region: 1-1665 (554 amino acids)
Biological process (GO): carbohydrate transport; transmembrane transport
Cellular component (GO): membrane
Molecular function (GO): carbohydrate:proton symporter activity
Source: RefSeq, a predicted model, not a curated record
AUGGCCGAGGCUAUCUAUACAAAGAAUACGGUCGUCAACAUCGACAUCAACGAAUUCCAACCCCGCCUUGGGAGAUAUGUGAUAUACCAAAGCCUGGAAGCUCAGAAAAGACACGUCUCUUCCAUUCCCUUUUCUUCCUCCCCAUACUCCCUCUAUUCUCUCUUCAACAAAACACUCGUCAAAAUGCAAAAGUAUCAGCUAUUGUGCAUUCUUUUCGUCACCUUUGGCUCCAUCUUCUAUGGCUAUGACUCUGGUUGUACAACGUCCGUCCUCGCAUACACCUCGUUCAUCGAGUACUUCAACCUCGACGCCACGACCAUCGGAGCUUUCGGAUCUGCCUAUUACGGUGGUGGCGCUGUCGGUUGUUUUCUCAACUACUACUUGCCUGACAAAUAUGGACGCCUGCGCACCAUACAGCUAUCCUGCGUGAUCGCCUUGAUCGGCUCUGCAAUGCAGGCCGGAGCGUCAAACUUCCCAGUCUUCUGCACUGGCCGUGUCCUCACAGGAAUCGGCACGGGGAUUAUCUUCAGCGUAUGCCCCACCUACGCCUCUGAGAUUGCAACUCCCGAGAUCAGAGGCCGUGUGGGCUCGCUCUAUGCAUUCAACGUCAACUUUGCCUACAUGCUCACGGAGUGGAUGGGGCUCGGCUUCUAUUACAUCAAGGGCAACGCCGCAUGGCGCACCUUGCUGGCAAUACAGCUUGUCCCGGCCUCGUUCAUGCUGAUUGCUUCGUUCUGGAUGCCCUUCUCUCCCCGAUGGCUCAUCAUGAAGGGGCGGGAGGAGGAGGCACUCGAAGUACUGAGAAAGCUUCAUGCCGGCGUCGAAGGGCACGAGGAGGACUUCUAUAUCAAGGAGUUUCACCAAAUCAAGACCCAGUACCAGAUCGACAAGGCUAACAAGCUCGGCCUGGUCGCCAUCUUCAAGAAGAAAUCGUACCGCAAACGCAUGUACCUCAUCUUGUUAUUCGUGUCAUUCUGCCAGUUCACUGGCAUCAUUCCACUACAGAACUAUCAAGUCACCAUCUACACGAAACUUGGCUUCACCAAUGUCUUUAGUCUUGUGCUUACAGGUAUCUGGGGCACGUUGGGCUGCUUGUCGACGAUCACCGCCAGUCAGAUUGUUGACAGAAUGGGCCGACGACAUCUGAUGUUUGUGUCGUACAGUUUCAUGAUCCCUGGAGGCAUCCUUCUCGUGGCUCUGUGGGCAAGCUUCGAAGCGACCAACAGCACCAACUACGCGAUAGGCAAGGCUGUCAUCUUCGGUAUGUUUUUCUAUGGCUUCGGGUAUGGUGGCUUUAUGAACACCUUCUUCCCGACCUACUGCACCGAAAUCAUGCCCACCAACAUUCGCGCCACCGGUACCGCUAGCGGCUACGCGCUCUUCAACCUUAUCGUCAUCAUGCUGGUGCAGGUCACGCCCAUGGCCAUCGAGGCCAUCAGCUGGAAGUACUUCAUGAUCUUCGUCAUCUGCGACAUUAUCUUCAUUGUCAUCUUCGUCAUAUUCUACCCGGAGACGAAGAACAAGACCUUGGAGGAAAUCAGUGCCAUUUUCGGUGAUGAGAUUGCCGAGACACUCGAAGAGGCUGGUCAGCAUGUGGAUGAAGUCUUGCACGAGCACGAGAAGGCCGUCCACCAUAUUGACGAAGUCCCUGUCAAGUCUGCGUAG